AACGGAAAGAAAUUUUGCCCCUAUAAAUAGCUGAUGCUUGGGCAGGGUAGAGCAUAGUUCAAAUCUGCACAGCGUCCAGUACUGAGUUAUAAUUCUUCAAAAUGAAACUGUUCAUCGUUGCUCUGGCCCUGCUCGCCCUGGUUGCUGCCCAAGACGACAAGUACACCACCAAGUACGACAGCGUCAACAUCGAUGAGAUCUUGAAGUCCGAGCGCCUGUUCAAGAACUACUAUGCUUGUCUUAUGGACACCGGUGCCUGUACUCCAGAUGUCAACGAACUGAAGCGCGUCCUGCCCGAUGCCCUGGAGAACAACUGUGCCAAGUGUAGCGAAAAGCAGCAGACCGACAGCACCAAGACCAUCAAGUACCUGACCGAGAACAAGCCAGAGGAAUGGAAGGCUCUGAAGGCCAAGUACGACCCCGACAACAAGUACGUCGAGAAGUACGUCGCCGAUGCCGACAAGGAGGGAAUCAAGCUGUAAAUUGGGACAAAUCCUGAGGUGAAGACUGAACUGAAGAUUGAUGUGUAAUCGACCUACUGCUGUGAUAUUGAUGAAGAUAUUGUGUUUCGCUAUAAAUCAACCAUGACACCGAUCAACUGUAGUUCUGUUAAAUCCACAGUGCAGAUGAAAAUCAAGUGACAAUAAAUGGAUUUCGGUAACUAAAA
Molecule: messenger RNA, 667 nt
Organism: Aedes albopictus (Asian tiger mosquito)
Lineage: Eukaryota; Metazoa; Arthropoda; Insecta; Diptera; Culicidae
Product: ejaculatory bulb-specific protein 3
Exons: 2
Coding region: 102-482 (126 amino acids)
Source: RefSeq, a predicted model, not a curated record